AUGUUUAAAUUUCAUGUAUCAUCUAUUUCCCAUUCACUUUCCUUUCUGUCGGCAUGCCCUCCAUUGUUUUGUGAUCCUGAUCCUACGGCUUCAUCUCUACCUCCGGAUCCUGUUCCAGUUGAGACUUCCGAUCCAUCUCCAGUUGAGGCUUCUGACCCACCUACAGUUGAGGCUUCAGAUCCACCUCCGACCUUGUCUGUAGAUGUUGAUACGUUUGCGGUCCCUGGACCUGUCAUACCUCGUCGAUCACAUCGAUGUUUAAUGGAUUUGCCUUCUGGAAAGACACCUAUUGGGUGCAAGUGGGUUUUCAAAAUCAAGACUAAUUCUGAUGGUUCCGUUGAGCGCUACAAGGCGCGCUGGUGGCUAAGGUUAGAUUUCAAGAAUACAUUCUUACAUGGCACUCUUUCUGAAAAAAUUUACAUGACUCCUCCUUCAGGUUUACCAUCUUCUGAAAAGGCUAAGUAUGCUUCCGAUCUUAUUUCUCGAGCUGGUCUCACAGACUGUCAGGUAGCCUCUAUACCACUUGCCUAUGGCGUUCGACUUACACCUCCUGAUGGCUCUCUUCUUGAUGAUCCUACCCUAUAUCAUCAUCUUGUUGGGAGUUUGAUUUAUUUGACUGUUACUAGGCUUGAUAUUGCUCAUGCAGAGCAUAUUGUGACUCAAUUCAUGGCUACUCGGGAAAAUUACAUAAAAUAUCCCACACUUUUGAGAAUCAAAAAGGUUCCCUAUCCUUCGCCCUAUGAGUCGAGCGCCGACAAUGGUGUCAUGACUUUUAAUCGCCAUCUCCAAUGCCUCUUCAGGGACAAUUGGUCACCUAUCCCCUUGACGGCGAAGUUAGUUGAGUAUGAAGUUCGGGUUGAUUUGGUGCAGUGGAAGUUCAUCUCUGGUUUUGAUAUUGUUAUGGGCAAAUCUCAACGUGGUGCCGUUGGAGGGUCACAGGAUCCGGCAGUCUCUCCCGCAAGACGUUUUACCCGGGCAUCCGCACGUAACAGCCCCCUAGAGGCAACUCAUCCCGCAAGCAGGAAUCCAUCGCCCAUCCGCAAUCCCACAAAGAAAGUGACAAAACGGAAGGGAUCUCGGGUCUCGCCACUGCUCCAGCGACUCCGGUCCAUCACAUUAGAGUGGGAGAAAGAGCGCGAUGCUCGUGGUCAAAGCAUGAAGCCAACAUCUUCCACUCGAAGGGCAGUGCUUCAGGAUUCAGAGGGCCCUUUGGAGGAACAUGAUGAUAGGGAUGUUCCAUCACUUUUUGAUCCGACGGCACUGACACAGGAUGACGAUGAUACAAUCCCCCCCACACAAGCAGAUGACGAGACACUUCCGCCGACGCAGGACAUGGAGACUGCAGAGAGUGAUAUGCCACUCUUGGAUGAAGGGCCAGGCUCCGACCCCACUCUGAUGACAGGAACAGAGGCGGGCAAUAUGGCACCAUUGGACGAGAUGACAUCGCACGACGCUGGUUCGUCAAAGAAAAAGCAGGGGAGAGGGGCGGCACGAAUGCCGCGUGGAUGGGGAAAAGAUCACAGGAUGCUUGUAUUCACAUCGCCGGAUGAUAAAAGCAUCGUCGGACCCGACGUAAACGAGUACAAGACAGCCAUUGGGGUCAUUGCACGCAACGGAGCUCGACUUCCUCUACAUUACCCCACGUUCGCUGAGAUACCGGAGACGAAGAGACAGGGUGCAUGGAUGGAGGUUCAGAGUAACAGCGGAUUACCAGACUCAGCGGAGAAAGUGGUCUUGGCUGACCUAAGGGAAGUUUGGAGGCACUGGAAAUACAGCAUCAAAUCAACUUACUUCAAUCCGAUCGAGGACGAUGAAGAAGCACUGAAGAAGGUUCCCUCAAGCAGGAUUGUGCCCGAUCAGUGGCCGAAGUUGGUUGAGUAUUGGCGCGACGAGAAGGUGAAGCUUCAAUCCAAGAAAAAUGCGUCGAACGUAGCGAAAAGAAGCUUUCCACAUCGUACUGGGCGGAAGUCAUUCACGACUCUGGCAGAGGAGAUCAAGGCAAAGGGGAAGGACCCCGACAAUCUGGAGAUUUGGAUUUCCAGUCGCACACAAGGCAAGGGAAAGGAUGACCAAGAAACCGAGGAGAUAUUGAAUGAGCUAAACAAGGUUCCCCCUGAAGGGCGGACUCCCUCUGUUCGGGAGACUCUGUACCGACGGGCCCUUGGGGGAAAGAUUAAGAAGCGGUCAAAGGUCGACAGUGCGGCAAGUUCAGCUCAUCCCCGCAGCGAGUCAACUGGUUUAACAGACAGUGUAGCAUUCCAGCAUGGGUGGGAACAACUACAUAAUGGAAUGGAGGAGCUGAAGGCAAUGAUGGAUGAGUUCAAAACCAUCAAGGCUGAUGUGUAUGCAUUCAUGCACAGAAACUCCGGAGCGGUUACUGGCCAGGCAGGCACAUCUCGUAUUGAUUCAGUCCCUGAGAUUCCCAGGCCUGUGUCCGAGCCAAGCAUGACGGUCGGCACACAUGUGCUUCUAUUUUCCCGCACCGGUGAGAAAAAAGUUGUUGCAGAGGGACUUCUGCUCUGCCCCCCUGGGCCAGGUGACACACUUUCCUUGGUCAAGGUCUUCGUGACAUCCGCGUCAGUCCCGGACACACCCCUUAUUUUGCCGACCAUUUCUGGGGCGACUACCCUUCGCGAUGUCGUCGGCGAAGAUCCUAUUGAGUGGAGCUACAAGGACCUCAUGCGCCGGGCUUGAAAUGUUGGUACCGAUACACCCAUGUUAAUUGCCCCGUUUGUCAUAUGGAUUGAAUGUCGAACCUGUCUUUGGAUGGAUUGUGUUGAGUUUUUGUUGAACUAUGUCUGGAAUUGAUGCGUAGACCUUUGUGGUUUGAAUUCGUAUGGUGAAAAAUGUGCCUAAUGGGAUUGAUGGAUAACCGUAUUUGCUUAUUGCGUUGUUUACUU
Molecule: messenger RNA, 2900 nt
Organism: Andrographis paniculata
Lineage: Eukaryota; Viridiplantae; Streptophyta; Magnoliopsida; Lamiales; Acanthaceae
Exons: 18
Coding region: 1-2694 (897 amino acids)
Source: RefSeq, a predicted model, not a curated record